Messenger RNA from Capsicum annuum, 1258 nucleotides. RefSeq names its product WAT1-related protein At1g09380-like. The transcript is spliced from 7 exons. The record is from RefSeq and is a predicted model, not a curated record. The coding region runs from base 1 to 1116 and encodes 371 amino acids. Gene Ontology annotation, cellular component: plasma membrane. Gene Ontology annotation, molecular function: transmembrane transporter activity. Lineage: Eukaryota; Viridiplantae; Streptophyta; Magnoliopsida; Solanales; Solanaceae.
AUGGGUGUGGAUAUUUUGCCAGUUGUGGUAAUGGUGAUGGUGCAAGUUGGGUAUGCAGGGAUGAAUAUUGUAGGAAAAAUUGCUAUGGAUGCAGGCAUGAACCCUUUCGUCCAUAUUGCUUAUCGCCAGAUAAUUGGCACCGUUUUCCUUGCUCCCUUUGCUUACUUUUUCGAGAGGAAAACUAAACCUCAGUUGACAUCGUCUAUUCUCUUCUGGAUCUUCUUAUGUUCUUUUUCUGGGUUAACGGUGAGCCAGAUUGCAUACUUUCUUGGUUUAAAAUAUACCACUGCAACAAUCUCCUGUGCAUUAUCAAAUUUAAUUCCAGCUGCCACUUUUCUCCUAGCUAUCCCAUUUGGGAUGGAGAAAGUGGGGUUUAGAAGUAAGGCAGGACAAGCCAAAGUAUGGGGCACAAUAAUAUGUGUUGGUGGUGCCACAUUAUUGUCCUUGUACCAUGGACCUAUUGUAAUUGGUCAAUCUGGUUUCCAUUGGAAAUAUGCAGAAAAUACAGAGAAAAACAAUUCUAACAGCCAUGACAACUUAAUCUUGGGACCUUUACUACUUAUUGUCAGCACUGUUACUUAUUCAUUGUGGAUCAUUUUCCAAGCAAGAAUGAGUGAGAAGUAUAGAGCUCCAUAUACAAGUACAAUGUUGAUGUGUUUAAUGGCAAGUUUUCAAUGUGUGAUUAUUGGGGUUUGUGUCGUUCAUGACAAAGCUGCUUGGUCUCUCGACCGUAUGAGAACUAUUGCCGUCCUUUACAAUGGAAUUGUAUGCACUGCAUUAGGAUAUUGUCUAACUUCAUGGUGUAUACAAAGAAAAGGACCUCUCUAUGUCUCCGUUUUCUACCCUUUGAUGUUAAUCAUCACCGCUGUUCUUAGUUGGGCUUUACUUUGUGAGAAACUAUAUAUUGGAACCGUUGUAGGAUCGUUCUUGACAAUUGUGGGAUUCUAUGGUGUCCUCUGGGGAAAGGAGGAGGAGAAGCCAAAGUCAGAGACAGAAAAUUUUGAGAUGGAAACAGAUGAACUGAACCAGCAAUUAGGAGCAAAGUGUAAUUCGAAAUUGCAAUUAUCUGGGCAAUCAAAUCAUAAAAUUCAUGUCAGUAAAUACAACUUCUUAUAGACCGGCCAGCCUUUCUUGGUGUGCACCAAUUGUCUUGACUUUCAUUUAGCUUAGUCAAGGUAAAUUAAACCUAGCUCAAAUGUUUUUUUUUUUUUUUUUUAUUAUUAUUGGAGAAUUAAUUGAUUGAAUGUUUUGUAGGAAA